AUGCAUAUCCACUCCCUUCUUGCCCUGACCCUGGCGGUCACCACCUCGGCCUUGCCCUCCCUUCCAGGAUGUCUCGUGACCGAUGAGAACCACUCUCGCGCCUGCCAUGAGGUCGGCCCCGUGCAGAGCAAGCUGGAGAUUGUCGACGGUCAGAAGCAGCAGAACCGCGGUGGUCUCCAGGGCCAGAUCGAAUAUGUCGACCAGCAGAUCGGCAAGGAGAUCGAGUGUCCCGGUUGCGGCAAGAACAUCGUCGGUGACCUUGUCCAGUCCAGAUCCAUCGGUCAUAACAACAUGGUUACUGGCCAGGGUGAGCAGCAGCUUGACAUGAUCAAUGGAAAGACCCAUGAGGAGUGGGUGGGUGUGGGUCAGCAGCAGCAGCAGGACAGCAUGCCCCAUGGCCAGAAGUCCAACUUCAAGACUGGCCAGAACCAAAAGCGUAACCACCUCGGCCAGCACUUUGACGACCAGUCCAGCACCCACGGCCCCGUCAUGUACACCGGCAAGACUCAGCAAGAUGAGCUUCUUACCAAGGGCCAAGGCAAGACCCAAGAGCUCUACAAUACCAUGGGCCAGACCAACGGCCGCAUCCAGGAGCGUGACAUCACCCACAACUGGGCCAACCAACUCAACCAGGGCCAAAACCAAGAGCAGCAGGAGCAAUUCAACAAGGGUGCCCAGCAGAUCGAGGGUCUCUACACCACCGGCAACACCCACGGUAUCAUCCAGGACUUCAACAAGGGCGGCCAAAACCAGCAGCUCUACAACGGUCAGCAGAUAGGUACUACUAACCAGCUGUACAAGACCGGUCAGAACGGUAUCCUCCUGACCACCAACCCCAACCAUCAGCAAGAGCAGUUCAACAAGGGUCAAGGCCAGGGCCAGCAGCUGUAUAAUGGUCAACAGACUCACCAGCAGCAGCAGCAGUGGAACAACGGCGGCGGUCCCAACGACAUCCUCAUGACUACUACCCACCAGUUCUACCAGGGCCAACCCAUCAACACCCAACAGCUCAACAACAAAGGCCAGGGAAUCCAACAACUCCACAACGGCCAACAAACCCAGCAGCUGAACAAGAUCGGUGGUGAACAGACCCAGCAACUCAAUAACGGCAACUGGAACCACCAAACCACCCAAGAGCUCUUCAAGACCACCACCAACGGCAUCAUUCAAGCCCGUCACGAGACUGCUGGCGAGCAUUUCGAUGGUCAUCAGGAGGAGCAGCAGUUGGCCGCCGGUAACAGCCAGAGCAAGCAGCAGCAAGAGGAAAUCGAAAUCGGCGGCGGCCAGCACAAGAACCAACAAGAAGCUGUAGUCUUGUCUCCCCAGCAAAUGAUGGACUUUGUUGCUGCUCAAUCCAAGCAGCAGCAGCAGCAGCAGCAGUGGGUUAGGGAGCAGGUGGUUACUGUGGAUGGCAAGCAGCAGGAGGUUUGGACUUGUGUUUGA
Messenger RNA from Neurospora tetrasperma FGSC 2508, 1443 nucleotides. RefSeq lists its product as uncharacterized. The coding region runs from base 1 to 1443 and encodes 480 amino acids. The transcript is spliced from 2 exons. NCBI's taxonomy places the organism in Eukaryota, Fungi, Ascomycota, Sordariomycetes, Sordariales, Sordariaceae. The record is from RefSeq and is a predicted model, not a curated record.